GUGGGAUACUGUUUUUCUUACCCAAGACUUUAUGUCUGUCCAAAAACAGAACACUUUAGCCCUUUGCUUGAUUGGUAGGUUUUGUGUACUGGUGCUUUUCUUUGUCUUCAUUAAAAGUAGUUCCUUCCUUAUACUUUUAUCUCAUCCACCCCUUCCUCAGAUUCUCAAUUGUUUAUUAAUAAUUUACUACCUUUUAUCAUCCCCUUUAUUCAUGUUUGCCACCAUUUUACACCAAGCGACAUCUGUUUUGUUGUUUCUGCGUGAUCUGGAUUAGAUCUCUUGGAUUUCUGUUUGUUCCUUUCUGUUGUUUGUUCAAUCUUUAUUGCUGAGAGAGUGUUGUUAUGGGGGAACUUUGAGGCGCCAAAUUCGUUACUGGAAAAGAUAAGUGGUUCGAGGAGCGAGUUGGUUGGCUAAACUGGGAGGUUUUGAUUUGCUUUAUUGGUCUGUGGAACUUUGGAUGAUUGAAUAGCAUAGUUUGUUCCCAUAUACUUCCAAGACAUGUCAUCUGUUGAUGUAUCAAAGUACGAGCAUAGUCCUGUCCAUAAGGCAAUAAUCUUGAAGGAUUAUGCUGGACUUAGGAAAAUUAUUGCAGGCCUUCCCCGACUGUGUGACCCAUCCGAGAUUCACACAGAGUCAGUUUCUCUUGCAGAAGAAGCUAAAGCUGACAUCAUAGCUGCUGCAAUUGAUCGACGUGAUGUACCGGAAAGAAAUACGCCGCUUCAUUUGGCUGUCAAAUUCGGCGAUGAAACUUCGACAGAGAUGCUCAUGCUUGCUGGCGCAGAUUGGAGCUUGCAGAACGAACAGGGAUGGAGCGCUUUACAGGAAGCAAUAUGCAAUAGGGAAGAAGGGAUUGCUAAAAUUAUAGUCAGGCAUUACCAGCCUUUAGCUUGGGCGAAAUGGUGCAGAAGGCUACCUCGGUUGAUUCAAACGAUGAGAAGGAUGAGGGAUUUUUACAUGGAGAUCACGUUCCACUUUGAGAGUUCGGUUAUCCCUUUCAUUUCAAGAAUUGCUCCUUCAGAUACUUACAAAAUCUGGAAGAGGGGCGCUAAUCUGAGGGCGGAUAUGACUCUGGCGGGUUUCGACGGUUUAAGGAUACAGCGUUCGGACCAGACUGUUUUGUUCCUAGGCGAUGGGUCUGAGGAUGGUCAAGUUCCUCCAGGUUCACUCUGUAUGAUAUCGCAUAAAGAUAAGGAGGUAAUGAACGCUUUGGAUGGUGCCGGAGCUCCGGCGAGUGAGGCGGAGGUGCAGCACGAAGUGACUGCAAUGUCUCAGACUAAUAUAUUCAGGCCUGGCAUUGAUGUCACUCAAGCAGUUCUUAUACCUCAAACGACGUGGAGGAAACAGGAGAAAACAGAGAUGGUGGGCCAUUGGAAAGCUAAAGUGUACGACAUGCAUAAUGUUGUUGUGAGUAUUAAAUCGAGGCGGGUCCCGGGUGCCAUGACGGAUGAUGAGCUUUUCAGCUCGACCAAUGAAAAUGAAGGAGACAAUGAGUUCGACGAUAUUUUGACAGAGGAAGAGAGAAGGCAGCUCGAGGUUGCUCUUAAAAUGGACGCCUCGGAUAAUGGCAAUGAAAACGGUGACGGGAUUAUUGCGCACCGACACAGUUGUUACGACCACAGGGAUAUUCCCAUUGAGGAGAUUGAUGGUUGUAGAAAUGGAGAAGCUAGGCACGAAAAGAAAGGGUGGUUCAAUGGAUGGAGGAGAAAGGAAAAUAAACAAGAGAACGAGAGAAGAAUUGCUCCACCGAGGGGUUCUUUGUGUGUGGAGGAGAAAGUUAGUAAUCUUCUAGAAGAUUCUCCUAGUACUCAGAAUAGUACAGGUAGGCACUCUGUUGAGGUGGUUGUGAAAAGGGAUGAGCAUCGGAGAGGAAGAGAGGUUAAAGGUCCUUCUUUGACGCAUAUUGAUAGUGGGAAUCGAAGAAAGGAUGUAAAUAAGGAGAAUGAAUAUAAGAAAGGUUUAAGGCCGAUUCUGUGGCUUUCUCCAGAUUUUCCGUUGGGUACAGAAGAACUUCUUCCUUUGCUCGACAUUUUAGCGAAUAAAGUUAAAGCUAUACGACGAUUAAGAGAGUUGUUCACUACAAAACUACCCAAGGGGACGUUUCCUGUCAAGCUGGCAAUUCCGGUGGUUCCGACUAUAAGGGUGAUGGUCACAUUCACAAAGUUCGAAGAGUUGCAACCACUAGACGAGUUCUCAACACCCCCUUCAAGCCCAACUGCUUAUAGCAAAGAUAGUCCGUUGAUCCAGUCUUCAACUUCAUCUUGGUUCCAGUGGAUAAAAGCUCCUUAUCAACGAACCGGUUCGUCUUCGAACGGGUCAAGCAGCCGGAUCGAGAAUAUCCAGGACCCGUUUGCGAUUCCUUCAGAUUAUUCAUGGAUAACUGCCGAAGCAAAGAAGAAAAAGAUGCAAGAAAAGAGCAAAUCCAAGAAAGCCAAAAGUCAGAAGUAGCAUUUAUACAUGCCAAACUGAUUUGUAUUUGUUUUCGGUAAUACGUGGUAAGAAUAUCAUUGUGGGGGGUAUAAUAGUAAUUUGGUAUCGGAUAUGUCAUCAUUGUGGGGGGUUUAUAGAAGUUUGAAAAAAGUGUAAUUCUUGUUAACCAUUAUCGAAAAUUUGUUUCGUGUUUAGGGCGUGACUACUUCUACAUGUAGUUUUAGCUUCUUUUACUCGAAGAUUGAAGGGAACUUGUUUGUACAUUCUUCGUUUUGUAUUAUCAUCAUUUUGUUGAUUAGUUUA
Erythranthe guttata (spotted monkey flower) is the source of this 2730-nucleotide messenger RNA. Its product is annotated as Ankyrin repeat family protein. Gene Ontology annotation, cellular component: cytoplasm. The record is from RefSeq and is a predicted model, not a curated record. Gene Ontology annotation, molecular function: protein binding. Lineage: Eukaryota; Viridiplantae; Streptophyta; Magnoliopsida; Lamiales; Phrymaceae.